Molecule: messenger RNA, 2790 nt
Organism: Pocillopora verrucosa
Lineage: Eukaryota; Metazoa; Cnidaria; Anthozoa; Scleractinia; Pocilloporidae
Product: inhibitor of nuclear factor kappa-B kinase subunit alpha
Biological process (GO): peptidyl-serine phosphorylation; positive regulation of transcription by RNA polymerase II; tumor necrosis factor-mediated signaling pathway
Cellular component (GO): IkappaB kinase complex; cytoplasm
Molecular function (GO): IkappaB kinase activity; ATP binding; protein binding
Source: RefSeq, a predicted model, not a curated record
AUUCCCUACUUUUCACGAUGGAAUAAUUUCGACAAAUUUAACCUAUGUUGAAUGAUUUCAAUCAUACUUUUGGAACUAAAUUAGACACAAUUGUAAUGCUUUAAUUAACGCUUGGAGUUUUGCCGUCGAAGAGAGCAAGAAAGUUCCGUUGUUGGACAAACUGUACUGUUAAUACUGAUGGAAGCCCACCUAAUUUCACGGGCUUUGCACUGAGUGAAGUUUAGCUUAGCAUUGAAGAGUUGAGCUACGUUCAGCGGUUCAUGAGGAGAUGGAACAUGCAAGACAGAGGAAAUCGUCACGGGAGGGGUGGGUGGAAGAAAGGUGUCUUGGUACUGGGACCUUUGGAACUGUUAUGCUUUUUGAGAAUAAGAUUUCAAAGGAACAAAUAGCCUUGAAGAAAUGCCGCUUGACAUUGAAUCCUCAAAAUGAGAAACUAUGGCAGCAGGAAAUUGACAUCAUGAAGAGGCUUCAUCACCCCAACCUGGUUGCAGCUAUUGAAGUUCCACCACCACUGAAUGUCAGUGUGAAUGAGCUUCCUCUCCUAGCCAUGGAAUUCUGUUCUGGAGGAGAUUUGAGAAAGGUACUGAAUUCCCCAGAGAGCUGCUGUGGGCUGAAGGAAAAGACUGUUCUGAAGAUUGCUUUAGAUGUUGCGGCUGCAGUUGAAUUUCUUCACGGUCAUCGCAUUAUACACAGAGACAUCAAACCUGAGAACAUUGUGAUAAGUCAUGCACAAAGUAAGGUAGUUUACAAAAUUAUAGACCUUGGCUAUGCUAAGCAAUUGGAUCAAGAAAGUCUGGCUACUACUUUUGUGGGAACUCUUAAAUAUGUGGCCCCUGAACUUCUUGGUAGAGUCAAAUACACAAAAACAGUAGAUUAUUGGAGCUUUGGUACAGUGUUGUUUGAAUGCAUCACAGGACUGCGACCUUUCUUGUCAGAACUGAGCUCUCCAGUCCAGUGGUACCAAGAACUUAAUGGCAAAGGACCAGAUGACAUUUGUGCUUUUGUUGAUUUGCAAGGGGAAGUACAGUUUAACUCAGUGUUACCAACUCCCAAUGCUCUCUGCAGACCUCUUCAGGACAAGUUUGUAGCGCUUUUGCGGCUGUUGUUGUUAUGGGAUCCCACGGCACGUGGGGGAUCAAAGCUUGAAAGUGGAAAAAUUGAGUGUUUUGAUAUGCUGGAAAGAAUCAUCAGUACUGUGGUAAUACAUGUGUUCGUAAUUCAUUCAAGCAUGGUACAUGCAUUUGAAGUGUUCCCGACUGAAACUGUAGAGGAUCUACAAGUAAAGUUAUGCGAGGAAACUGGGGUGGAAGUAAAAGAGCAAGAAUUGAUGAUGGUGUCAGGACAAACACUUGAGCCAAAGACCCUGGUCAUGGACUGCAUCAAACAUGAUAUCAUGGGAGAAGAUAAUGUUUUGUACCUUUUACCGAAAAAUAACGAGCUAGCAACCAAACGUCAACUAUACACCUUACCGCCUUCAGUACAAGGAAUGGUCAACGAACAAAAAUCAUUGAUGGCUUACGAGGAAUUAAAAAAGGCUUUAGCUCAAGGGGUGCACUUUUGUCGUGAGCAGAUCAAGAUAAAUCAGCGGCUGAUUAACGGUGUCAGAGCUGCCCAGAUUUCACUGUUAGUUCUAAAUACCAAACUUGGACAACUCAAGACUGAGCUUCUAGCUGAGUACGAUAAACUGAAGGCAAAAAUUGAGUUCUUCAACUCAAGUUUGGAGACAGAUCUCGAGAACUACGCCGAUAAUGCCAGUCUCAUGAAAAAUGACAAACUGUUAAGAAACUGGAAACGGGCGCAGAAAAAAGCGGAAUCAUUCCAUAAUAAUGAAGUAACACAACUUAGAGAUUUAACAGCAGCUCUACAGAAUAAAGUGGUUGAGUUGCAAAAGGCGACAUGUUCAAGUGCAGCGCAAUCUUCUAUGAAAAUUGAUCAACUUAGGUAUGAUCGUGCUGUUCAGCUGUAUGAGGACCUCAGACAAAGUGACAGACGACCUGCAGAUUGUGAAAAUAUGGCCACAGUAAUUCUACAGAUCCUUGCACAAAGAGAAAAACUCCAUAGGGAGAUUUUGUCCAAUUUAAGUGAAGUGAUGGCUUGUAGAAGAGACAUGCGCAGACUGAUGCAACGUCUUCUUCAAGUCAAAUCAAAAAUUAUUGCCAGAGCGGAGGAUCUAAAAGAGAUGCAAAAACAGAGACAAGUUGAUCUUUGGAGGCUUCUCCAGUCAAAGAGACGAAGAGAAGAGGAUCGACGCCGUUCGAUGAGCAGUUCAUAUUCAUCUUUCUCUUCGAUUGCAGCUUCAAGUUCCAGUACACAAUCCAUUGUUCUAAUAGAGGAGAGUUCAAAGAAUUUUGAAAAAUUGGCUGGACUAUUAAACACAUUGAAGAAUGAUCAGAUGAAUGAUACAGAGAUUUUCGACUGGGAAUUCCUGGAGGAAGAAAGUGAUUCACCACAAAAAAAAACUGUGUGAAGUGUGUCGGCGAUUUGUAGUGUCUUAAAAAGUGACUGCUGAUUGAUUUUCAAAAAUUACAAUGUGAGAAGUAUGCACCACAAUUUUCGGAGUAUUAAGCGGACUUAUGUGCAGACCAUUUGCCGAAAUAAAAGAAAUGGGGGCGAUAGUUUUCAGCACUUUCUUGUUAAUAACAAGGUUUUAGCUUUUUAUAAUGGACUUUUGUGAAACACCAUCCAAUGGUUGUUUCAUAAAUGCUGUUUGCGGGGGUUUUACUCGGCAAUUUUUCAACUGUGUAUAGCGUCGUAAGUAUCUUGAUGCAAUAAAAUUGCUUUUAUGCAGAA